This is a messenger RNA of Nothobranchius furzeri (turquoise killifish), 2552 nucleotides long. RefSeq names its product solute carrier family 35 member F6 (gene slc35f6). Gene Ontology annotation, molecular function: transmembrane transporter activity. The record is from RefSeq and is a predicted model, not a curated record. Gene Ontology annotation, cellular component: membrane; intracellular membrane-bounded organelle. NCBI's taxonomy places the organism in Eukaryota, Metazoa, Chordata, Actinopteri, Cyprinodontiformes, Nothobranchiidae. Gene Ontology annotation, biological process: transmembrane transport.
GGGUCAGCUGACUAUGAGCUGUCAUGUGGUGUUCACGGACAAAGACAUUCAGCGGAAAAGCGGGAGGAUAAACAACACAUGUUAACUCCGUCUAAAGGAGAGCAAAUCUUUUUUGUCCUUUCCUGGUUUGUUUCACUUUUCCAGCAUGGCUUGGACACGAUACCAACUGUUCCUUGCGGGGUUAAUGCUCACAACUGGCUCCAUCAACACAUUAUCGGCUAAAUGGGCUGAUAUGUUCUCAGCUAAGGGCUGCCAUGAUGGGCCUGAACACGACUUCUCACAUCCAUUUGUACAGGCUGUGGGGAUGUUCCUUGGUGAGUUCAGCUGCCUUGUGGUCUUCUACAUCUUGCUUCAUUAUGACAGACGGAGACCAGAACCCCAGAUGAACCCGGGCCAGAGCUUCAACCCUCUCCUGUUCUUCCCUCCUGCAAUGUGCGACAUGUUGGCCACUUCCAUCAUGUAUGUUGCCCUCAACAUGACGAGCGCCUCCAGCUUCCAGAUGCUUCGCGGAGCCGUCAUCAUCUUCACCGGUCUUCUUUCUGUGGCUUUUCUGGGGCGCCGGUUAUCGCCCAGCCAGUGGGUGGGCAUAUUCAUCACCAUCCUGGGUCUGGUGAUUGUGGGACUCGCUGACUUCCUAAACGGCCACAAAGACGACUCUCACAGGCUCAGUGACAUCAUCACCGGUGACCUCCUGAUCAUCAUGGCUCAGAUCAUCGCUUCAGUGCAGAUGGUUCUGGAGGAAAAGUUUGUCUACAAACACGACGUCCAUCCUCUGCGGGCGGUUGGAACUGAAGGAUUGUUUGGUUUCAUUGUCCUGACGCUCCUCCUCUUCCCCAUGUACUUCAUCUACGUCGGUAACUUCAGCAACAACCCCCGCCACGUCCUGGAGGACGCCUUGGACGCCUUCUGUCAGAUCGGAUACAAGCCGCUCAUUCUGCUCGCCCUGCUGGGAAACACGGUCAGCAUCGCCUUCUUCAACUUCGCCGGGAUCAGCGUCACCAAGGAGAUCAGCGCCACCACCCGCAUGGUGCUGGAUAGCCUGCGGACGCUGGUCAUCUGGGUGGUGAGCCUGGCUCUGGGUUGGGAGGAGUUCCAAGGCCUGCAGGUUCUGGGGUUCUUGGUCCUGCUGCUCGGGACAGCGCUCUACAACGGGCUGCAUCGCCCCCUGCUGGCCAGGAUACCGUGGUGCGCUCAGAGGAUGGACUUGGAGGAGGAGAGCAGCUCAGGAGAGAGAGAUAGGCUGCUGGCCAGUGAAGACACAUAAAACUCAAAUCACAGUGAAAGUUCACUUUUUUAGGAUGUUUUACUCGUCUUUUAUUCAUUUUUUUUUUGUUUACCUCAGAUUCGAAUUAAUCCAAGUUAAAGUGAAACAGCACUUGUUUUCCUUCUUGCAGCAAGUUAAAUGAGAUCACUUCUAACAUGUUUACUCAACAAAUUAGCCAGCUUGAAAACUUUCAUUUUAAUGCAGAAACUCCCCAAUGAUGUAAAGAAUUUACUAAAUUCAAACUGAAAGAUUGCUCAGGAGUUUUGUUGAUUGUGCAGGGUACUUCCACACUAAGGCUAGCACUUCUUCAUAUUUCAUCCAAAACGUUUAUAUAAAAGUCAAAGUAAAUGUGCACAACUCUGCCAGGGUGCCUCGUUACUAGUUUUUGGGAAGUUUUUCAUCUAACAUUCUGCAAGAGAGGAAAUUCCAAAUCUCUAAAUGUCAAAACAUUAACCAGAAAAACGAGCAGGCAGAAGACGAAACUCCUCCAUAAGAGUAGAACGUUUUCUUAAUGGAGACUUUUAAUCUAAAAUACUGUAAAAAACUAAAAAGUUAUCAAUCAUUCAGAUAUUAAAGUGAUUAUUAAGUUUCGGUUUUGUUUUAAUAACAAAACUUUAGCAGGUUGUUUUGAAAUUUAUGCUCAAAAAAGUGCACAUUUUUGCAUAGCUAUUUUAAAUAAAAAUAGGAUUUUUUUUCUCAUUCAGUUGAAGCCUUCAUUUUGUUCAUGAAGUAGUUUCUUUAUCUUUUUUUUUUACUCCUAAUGAUUGUGCCAAUUUUAUGUUUCCUUAAAGAGAGAACUCACACUUUUUUGGCAUUACCCGUUUUUAAGAGUUUUUUCCAUUUUUUUCUUAUAUGUAUUAAGAUGCUGGAUGUAAUUUAAUUACAGACAUGAAAAAAACUUUGACAUGUAGUUUUAGGACUUUUAUAAGGAGAUCAGAUCUUGUUAACCCUCUCAGGCUCAAAAUAAGUUUUGAUAAAAGGACGAACUACAAAGUCCUUCAGGGGUACUUCUGAGUUGAAAAAUGCUCAUGAAAAACGUAUGUGGAGUAACCAGGUAGGUAGGUUUUAACUGUUGCAAAUCUGCAACGCCUGCCUCCAGAGGGUUAAAUGAUUUACAAAAGAAAGUAAUGCUCCUACUAUAUUAAAUAAGGUAUUAGAUGCCAUAUAUAAACUAAAGGGAGCUUUUAAGUCACACGUUUUUGUUGCAAUUCGAACUUUUCCUCAGGUGUGUGCAGGAAAAAACGUGUUUAUUAAAUUAAAUGAUAAUAAAGGAAAAUGUCACAUUUGG